This is a messenger RNA of Cajanus cajan (pigeon pea), 1378 nucleotides long. RefSeq lists its product as uncharacterized. Lineage: Eukaryota; Viridiplantae; Streptophyta; Magnoliopsida; Fabales; Fabaceae. The record is from RefSeq and is a predicted model, not a curated record.
UGAAAAAAAAAAGGUUAUUCGAGAAGCGAAGCCACCAUAUUUGUGCAUUAAAUUAAGCCAGCCCCUCACACAACAUCACUUACAUCAUCAACUUUUUCCCUCUUAAAAGCCAUCCUCUCUCUUUCUCCCGCAUCGAAAAAACGUUAACACACUUGACAAAAGAAUCAUGGGCACUCUAGUGGGACAUGUAGCACCAGGUUUUGGGUUCUUGUUGAUUGGUUUGUGGCACCUCUUCAACCACAUCAAGCUCCACCUUCUUAACCCAAAGGGCUACAAGGGACCAUCAUGGUUCCCAGGUGCCAAAUUCAGGUACCUAGAGCUUGUGCUCAUCAUGGCUGGGUGCACAGCCUCCGUAGCCAUGGAACUUUUCAUAGGCCCAGAGCGGCACCAACCACUGGACCCAGACUGGACCAUUCCCUCCAACCAUCUCCACAACUUCGAACACUCCUCCAUCUCCAUCACCUUCUUCCUCUACGCGGCGUGCGCCAUCGUCCUGGACCGGGCCCACGUGCAGGCCCAUUACGAACUCACCCAGUUGCUCGGGGCCGUAGCCUUCGGCCAACAGCUUCUUCUCUUCCACCUCCAUUCGGCGGACCACAUGGGCCCAGAAGGGCAGUACCACCUUCUGUUACAAAUCUUGGUCUUGCUCUCGCUCUCCACCACCCUCAUUUCAAUUGGGCUUCCCAAGAGUUUCUUGGUGAACUUUGUGCGCUCCAUCAGCAUCUUCUUCCAGGGCCUGUGGCUUAUUGUGAUGGGCUUCAUGCUGUGGACACCUUCGCUCAUAGCCAAAGGUUGUUACAUGAACGACGAGGAUGGUCACAUGGUGGUUAGGUGCUCUUCUCACGAGGCACUUCACCGUGCUAACUCGCUUGUCAAUAUCCAAUUCAGUUGGUUCAUUAUUGCGGUUACCGUUUUUGCUGUUUCAUUGUACUUGCUUUUGCUCAAACUUUAUGGCGAGAACGUGGAGUAUUUUUCGCUGGGGAACGAGGAUGAAGAGUCAUUCGACGACGUUGAGUCGCAAAACAGCGACAAAAGCAAAAGCUUUAUUCACGUGGGCAAAAUAUUUUCUCACAAUGAUUUGGAAAGGUAGAGACUAGAGAUUAGAGAGAGAUGAAACAAUAUUUUGGUUUGUCUGUGAAUCUGUGAUUAGUGGAAACUGGUAAGUGUAAGUGUAUGUGUGGGGUGUACAGGUCUCUUUUAGUUAGGAUUUGAAUUAAUUAAUCAGCAACAUGUUACAUGUUACAUGUGGUUGUGUAUAGGAAUGUUGUGAAUGCGGCUAGUUUUUAUAGGGAUUUAUUUCAUUUGAUUGUGUUUGCUAGUUGGGGCAAGAGUGUUUGCUUUUGUUCUCAUUUGGUGACAUUUACAAUGUGUUUUGCAA